AUGGACAUGGAGAUGGGAUCACAAAGCUUCGGGCACGACCAUCCGAUGGUGUUCAACGAUGUGCAGAGCAAUCAAACCAAAGAAGUUACUUGCUCAAGGUGUGGGGAGAUGGUGUUUGGUUCGAGCUUUAGCUGCUCGGAAUGUGAGUUUUAUCUCCACAAGAAAUGUGCUGAGGCACCUCCGGAGAUUCGCCACCCUUACCAUCGCGAUCACCCUCUUGUUCUCUUACCAAAGUCACCAUACGAGAAAGGAAGAGCCAUCUGCAAUUUCUGCGGCAAGACCUGUGAGAAAUUUAUUUAUCAUUGCUCUUGUGAGUUAGACCUUCAUGUCAAAUGUGCUUUAUUGUCCUUUGAUAUUGCUGAAAAGGUACUUGGAGAGCUUAAACGUGUACCUCUCAAAGUUCCGUUGGUCUCCGCAGACGACAACGAUGAAGAGCUUGAGAGGGCCAAAUGUUUUGUGUGUCGGGAACCAUUAUUAGGAUCUAUGCACUUUUCUCCUGAUUGUGGGUUUAACCUACAUAAGAAAUGCGUUGAGCUACCUCCUAAAAUCAAUUACCCUCUUCAUAAGGACCAUCCUCUGUUUUUACAGAUGCGUAUUCAAGGAUUGUCUUGCAAUUUGUGUCAUCGAAGGCUACCUGUAUUUGGAUUUAACUAUUCUUGUUCACCUUGUAAAUUUGCACUUCAUAUAACAUGUGCAGAGUUACCUCCUACACUCGAUCUCCCCUGCCACCGUAAACAUCCUCUCGUUCUAGCAUUCCAAAACAAUCCAUCUUGUGAUGCAUGCAAAGAAACCCAACGCGGGUGGUACAAGGUGAUUGAGGCAAGGAGUCUUGAUGAUUUGGCAAUGGUUCCCAGAAGGUCUGUUGAUCCCAUCAUUUGCAUUGAGAAAAACAAAGAUGGAGAAAUGACAGAAAUAAAACAUUUCAGCCAUGCACAUAAUCUGAUAUUACAGGUCAAUCUCAUGAAGGAACAUCGUGAAGGGUCCAAUCUCAUGGAGAAAUACUGUGAUGGGUGUGUCCUACCCGUCUCGAAUCCAUUUUAUCAUUGCUCGCAAUGUGAUUUCUUUCUGCACAAGGAAUGCGCUGAAUUGCCUAUGGAGAAACAGUUGUGGUUUCACAUCUGUCAACGGUUUCUCAUCCUUGUUGCAGAUCAUAUUUUCAGAUGUGGUCUUUGUCGAAGUGAGUGCAACGGCUUCUCCUAUCGAUGCAAGGAGUGUGAUAUUUAUUAUUGCCUCCAUUGUGCAACGAGGAGCUACACGAUUGAACAUCCUUCACAUGAACAUCCUCUUUAUUAUGAUCGUAAUCACAAAGGACGGUGCAGUGCUUGCGAUGUUACAAGGCGUGGUCUCUUCAGAUGUAAGCAUUGCAAAAUCAGUUUGCAUAUCCAAUGUUUGAGACAACCGCUCACGGCUUGGCACGGAUGCGAUGAACACCUGCUUGCACUUACUUACAAAGAGGUCAGUACAUAUUCACAGUAUCUGUAUUGUGAUAUAUGUGAAAGAAAGAGAGACUCGAACCGUUGGUUCUAUUGUUGUGCGAGCUGUGAUGUUUCUGUUCAUCUUGAUUGUGCCCUCGGAAGGUAUCCGUUUAUCAAACCAGGAAGCAUUUACAGGGGAUUAGAGGAUCACCCGCAUCCUCUAACUUUUGUGAAGAAGACAUUUUCUUGUCCCGGAUGUCACAAAUGUGGUAUACCUUGUCGAGAUUUGUGUCUUGAAUGUGAAGAUUCUACCUGUGGUUAUGUUGUCCAUUGGGAUUGUGCAAAACCUUCUCAUCUGAAGAACCAAAAGAUUGUACUUGAUACAACCGAAACAGAUGAAAGUAUUCCGAAGGGAAGUGUCCCGAAUUCGUCUUGCGUAGUUCUGGUACGUUCUUUUGCUAAUUUCUAA
Hibiscus syriacus is the source of this 1884-nucleotide messenger RNA. RefSeq lists its product as uncharacterized. The transcript is spliced from 2 exons. Bases 1 to 1884 code for a protein of 627 amino acids. Lineage: Eukaryota; Viridiplantae; Streptophyta; Magnoliopsida; Malvales; Malvaceae. The record is from RefSeq and is a predicted model, not a curated record.